AUGGUUAUCCACGAUCGCUUUAACUUAGACAUCGUGGAGAAUGAUACCUCUCGAGACGGUACAUUCUGGUUCGGACCAGAAGAGCUCCCGCCUACUGGAGACUUAACCUUCUCAGAGGAUGUCGACAUGGAGUUCGAACGCCAGCUUCUUGGAAAUUUAUCUAUCUCGGAGGAUGUCGACAUGGAUCGCGAACUCGAACAGGAACUCCCCAAGAAUGACGAUGACAUGGAAGCCGAGUCCGAAUCUGAAGAGGAACUCACCGAGAGCGAGAAAAAGUACGAAGCUGAGCGCAAGCGUGCCAUCAGAGAAGGAAAGAAACCAGACCGCCCGAACCAGACAUUUGGGUGGUUCCCUCUUUACAACCCCAAUGAACGGGAAAUAAUACGACAAGGGUUCAGUGAAGCCCCGGGAGGCAUGAAGACAAUCGAGGAACUACACGAACACUUUAUCCCGGGGCUAAACUGUACGAUCCCUAGGCCCCCUCCUCAUCCUGAGACGCAGUCAUCCAUCGACAGCAUCACAGUGCGACAGAACCCUCCUCCUGGCAAGAGACCUGUAGGGCGACCACGCAAAGCUGUUGGCACCGCUAAGAAACCCGCGAACCGGCAUGCUGGCAACCGCCCAGUCAAGAGCAACGCUCACCAAACUUAUAAUUUGCCCCCCAGCCACCCAGCCUAUCAGCGGCUCGAUCAGCAACGUUCUGAUAGGAAGGAGGAUGCCCCUGACGAAGUCCGAGUUGACGGUACCCCGAAUUACCUUUCACGCAAAGCAAAUCUUUUGACUCUGAACCACGGUCGCGAGGACAUUUUUGACGGUAUCGAUCCAACUGUGGCUCGCCAAGUCCGUGAAUUCUGGGUGCGUGAAGGAAUCGAAACACCUUUCAACAACAAGGCCCUGUAUAUUCUGCAUCAUUUGAUGAUGAAGCGUGAAGAGAAAAGGGACCCGUUCUUCAAGGAGUCAGAAAUCACAGAAAUCAGAAAACGCAUCAGGUUUCUGAACAUGACUCCCCUCAAUGAUGCAGAAAAGGCUGAAUUCAACAAGCUGUUUCGACCGGAUGUCGAAUGGGAAUAG
Messenger RNA from Fusarium pseudograminearum CS3096, 1071 nucleotides. RefSeq lists its product as uncharacterized. The record is from RefSeq and is a predicted model, not a curated record. The transcript has a single exon. NCBI's taxonomy places the organism in Eukaryota, Fungi, Ascomycota, Sordariomycetes, Hypocreales, Nectriaceae. Bases 1 to 1071 code for a protein of 356 amino acids.